Molecule: messenger RNA, 1010 nt
Organism: Bursaphelenchus xylophilus (pine wood nematode)
Lineage: Eukaryota; Metazoa; Nematoda; Chromadorea; Rhabditida; Aphelenchoididae
Source: the annotation of a GenBank genome assembly
AUGGAGUUCAAGGUUGUGUUCAUGACGUCGCUUUUGGUUAGUGUUGCUCUGGCUGCUCCAAAAAUGGUGUCGCAUGACGGUGAGACCACUGCAACAACCACCGCUUCACCCAUUAAACCUGGUGAGUAUUACAUAUUUGAGCUAAUAGAUUCGCAACAAAAGAGGUGUUUAAAGCGAGCGGCAGGGAUCUCACGGCUGACCGUAAGCCUCAGGUUUAUGGACACGGCUAGCGCUGCCUUUUGGGCCGCUCCCGGCCACCUGGAACGGGGAAAUCUGGAAAGCGACACGUCCAGUACGAUUUCUUUUGCAGCGGGGCAUUUGCUCGACGUUUUUUAAGCCCGGCCCAAAACAAGUCGAGCUGAAACGGUUAUUUCCCAGACUUCGACAUAGCUACUGUCGAGGUGGCAACCUGGACUCUUUCAGAAGCUCAGAGCCGGCUGGAUUGUCACCCCAAGUCACCACCUUUAACCCCAAAGUUUAUUCGCCGAGAAUGUAUUAUAUUAUAACAUCAUUACUCUUUCUCUAGACGCACCAAUCGGAAACCACAAGGAUUGCCGUCGACCAACUUUCUACGCAUGUUCAACAUCCUGCCAAGACCUAGGCUAUGCCACAGGGCAUUGCAAGAUCAUCGAUGGCGAAAAGAAGUGCGUCUGUACUGAUAAGUGGUAAACGUGAAAAAAAACCAAUUUAUUAUAGUAUUGCAAGCAAUAAACAUCAAUCAUCAAUCAGUCUUUGACUUUUUGGUUUUGGGGUUCGUAUAAUUAAAGAGGUUAAGUUCUAAAUUUCGUAAGUAAAUUUACGGUUAAGUCGAUGGUUUGUGUCAUCGAAUUGAUUUUCUUCUCCAUCCAUUUCCCCGAUUGAAAAGAAUUCCUCAAAGAUUCUUUUCUGAAGUCUUUAUGAAAUCAACUUUGUUCUUGUCAUACUAACUAUUACUUCUCAGCUGCCCUACCUCCAAGGGCUUGGCCGGUGAUUUGUUGAGAAAAGCCGACAAAGGAGUCGGUAAGGGAUAG